AUGCACUGAGGUCACUAUCCAAUACCAAGACAAAGACCCCUUUGGGGGCGGCCGAAGUCAACUCAUCCCACCAAGGCGAAAACAGCCUCCAGUGUCAAGUUCGCGCCCAGUCUGUGCCAGAGCAACGGAGAAAUAACAACGCACGUCCUGUACAAGGCCGAAGCAUACAUGAAGUCAUAGCUUCGGAUCUAUCUUGUCUAUUUAUUUUGACCCAAUUCAGGCUGUGCCAAACAAUCGCCGUACCUAGCGACCAUGUCCGAGUUUCCCUGCACCCUCACCAUCGACGUGCCGUUCCCUACGGCCAGGCUAGCCAAAGUGGCACUUGGCUCGCUCAGCGUCGACAAGGAGCUUUCGCCAUCCGUGCAACGGGAGUUCUCCACAGUCUCUGCUUCCUCAGGCGCAACCGAGGAGACGAUCCUGCGCACCGAGUACAGCGCUACGACGAACCGCAUGCUCCGCGUCGCCGUCAAUUCUUUUAUGGACAGCUUGAGCCUCGUCAUAGAGGUCAUGGAGCAGCUUGAUGCCGAUGUGCUGGAGGCGCAAGCCAAGGCUCCGUGAAGAUGGGGGAAUGAAGGGUGUUCAUUGUGGUCCUUGGGUCAUUUGGAGGUUUGCUUUUUGAAGAUUUCCCAGGGUCCAGAUACAGUGCAGGAGAAAUGAAUGCCCAAGACAUCCAACGUGUUUUGUUGUGCGGACAGUGCUAUCGAGCGGUCACCCCCGGGGACGGGAUGGAAUCGACGUUACGUCGACUUGUCUAGAGUGAUCGUGCAGCCCGCUCAAUCGGGACUUCAGCAAGCCUCUUCCCCUCGAUAGGCGGUGCCACCCAGUUGCAAGGCUCCCAAAGAGAAGCAACCUGUGACAGCGCCGAGUGGGUUGUGGGGAUGAGUCGGCACGGCAAGGGGUCUCGGGUCUGGACAUGCUUCACAAAACAGAUGGUUCUUUAGGUAUAUUGGGAUUAGCAUUCAGAUUUCCAAUCAUCUCCCUGGUCUGGCACAGCUGCGCUGGUGCACUCUUCCCCAGCGUCUUGAUUUAUACUGAAGUUUACAUGAAAAAUCUCCUGAAAUAGGUCUCGACGUCCCCCCAACUCUCGCCAUCAAGCUUCCCAACAAACCCAACAUACUGAUCAGGCCUACACACCACCACGCACCCAACCUCCCUAUCCACUCCGUAGUUGGCAUAGGCGUCCCCAUACGGGUCGUGGUAGUUUUGGUCGUCGACAUAGAUGCUGUCAUAAUCCCACCCCUUCUCCUCGUCGAACGGGUGCAGCACGGCGGGAAAGUCCCGAAGGAGCUCCGUCUCGACCCGCUUCGCCGAGUGGCACGUCAGCACGUCGACGUGGCGGUACAGAUAGGGCCUGAGGAACGUCGACGACGCCAGGCGGUCGCAGAAGCCCUGCAGCCGGGCCUUUUGCGCCGGCGCGUGCACGUCGCCCGCGAACAGCACCAGCCUGAAGCGCCCGUCGCUCUUGA
This is a messenger RNA of Pyricularia oryzae 70-15, 1466 nucleotides long. RefSeq lists its product as uncharacterized. Gene Ontology annotation, cellular component: EKC/KEOPS complex. Bases 253 to 558 code for a protein of 101 amino acids. The record is from RefSeq and is a predicted model, not a curated record. NCBI's taxonomy places the organism in Eukaryota, Fungi, Ascomycota, Sordariomycetes, Magnaporthales, Pyriculariaceae. The transcript is spliced from 2 exons.